Messenger RNA from Ruditapes philippinarum (Manila clam), 5286 nucleotides. Its product is annotated as G-protein coupled receptor GRL101-like. NCBI's taxonomy places the organism in Eukaryota, Metazoa, Mollusca, Bivalvia, Venerida, Veneridae. Gene Ontology annotation, cellular component: membrane. The transcript has 20 exons. Gene Ontology annotation, biological process: G protein-coupled receptor signaling pathway. Gene Ontology annotation, molecular function: G protein-coupled receptor activity; protein binding. The record is from RefSeq and is a predicted model, not a curated record. Bases 649 to 5286 code for a protein of 1545 amino acids.
UAUCAUGGAAAAUGAAUGUACAAGUAUAUAUAGGAAAGAAGAUUUCAUUGUCUCACCAUACUCUGGUAAAACUUGUAAAAGUUGGGAAAACCUGUCCGGCGAAGCUAAAAUUGAUUUUGACAAGAAGUUUUCUUCUUUGAAAACUUCUUUAAACGAUUCGACAUUGUGUAAAGAUUUAUCUUCAAAUGGUAUUCCUUGGUGUUAUGUGAAUGACCCGGGCAGAUCUUUGCGGGAGCCGUGCUUCUUGAAUGGCAAGUUAUUUCUGUUUUGAUUAGCAUAAAAAGACAAAGGUAAACAGAGUUGAUAUUUUUUCUGACAAAAUAGAUUAUUGCAUGACAUGAGUAGGGAUUUUUUUCAUUUCGAUUCGGAAAUAUACAAAUAAUAUUCACCUGAAUAUUAAAAAGCAACAAAAAAGAAAAAGAAAAAUAAUUUCAAUUUAGCGGCACUACAAUAGUUCCAUGCCGAUAUGAAAUUUCUUUUCUUUCACUUUUUUUUCGAAGACCAUCAGAUAUACUAAUUUACGUAGUGUUAUUAUCCAAAUGUUAAAUUAAUCUUCAAUUCGGCUACAUAGAAUGCCUGUAUUUCACUUUUUUUUAAUUGAAUUUAGACACAAGUUACAUCAUUUUGCCCGAAAAGGAGUUGUCUAGCAUGAAUUGCUCCGAUGGAUCGUCAAUACCGAAAGUGAACUGGUGUGAUAGGAAUUUUGACUGCACAGACUAUACAGAUGAACUGUCAUGCCACAUUGAUAUUAUAGAUCACACUCUAACGAAUACGGGAAAAACAAUGAUAAACACUCAUUUACCAAACCGACUCAAACACGAGGCGUUUUACCGCUGUGAAAAAAGCAAGGAGUGGAUAUCUACAUUAGCUAAAUGUGAUGACGUCAUCGACUGUCUUGAUGCCUCGGAUGAAGUCAUGUGUUUGCCGAGCAAUACAUGUGGUGACUAUAAAUUAUCAUGUGAUGAUGGACAUUGUAUACAUCCGAAUCAAGGCUGUGACUUCAUAACAGACUGUUUGGACGGUACGGAUGAAAUCUGCGAGUACCGCAAAUGCGAUAUCAAUGAAUUUCGCUGUAAAAAUGGACAAUGCAUUACAUUAGGCAAUCGAUGUAACGCUGUAUAUGACUGCAUUGAUAAUAGCGAUGAAACAAAUUGUGACUCCUGCCGAAAUUCAUUUCUCUGUGUUGAUGAUUACAAAUGUAUUCCUAAUCGACUGACGUGUGAUAAUUAUCCUGACUGUAGGGAUAAUAGUGAUGAACAGAAUUGCGUAGGUUCAAUUCCAACGACCGAUGAUUUCAAUAUUGAAUACCUAUCAGUGAAACUCUCUGAUCAGUCUUGUACAUGGGUUUUCGUCCAGAAAGGAAACGAAUCUGGUAGAAUAAUGUAUUCUAGACAGUGUUUAUUUCAAUGGGAUUCAGCUUAUUUUUCUGGUGAUUUAAAUGCGAGCUAUUCUUGUUUUGUUGAGGUACGAAAAGAUUGCAAGUUCAGAUUUCGUGAAGCAGCUCUUAUUGACAAUAACAAUAGUGAUUUCGCAUUCCCGUUCUGUCAUUGCACAAUUGGAACAUUCCGCAAAGGAAAACCUUUAAUAAAAUAUUGUAACCCUUAUCAUGAGCUGGAUAUUGAUUCGAUAACCGACUGCGAUGGAAGUGAAAUCGCAGAAUUGCAUAGUUCUGAUGAUAGGAAUGUUUAUAAUAAUAUAAAGAAUACUAGUGAUAUAGUGACAUUUAUUUGGCCAAAGGUUUUUUCAGACAUGGACAUGACGGUUGGCCUUCCUUAUUGUACUUACGAUUACAAUGCAAGCGUGUUCGGGGAUUGGUUUAAAUGUGAAAGAGAUAACAAGUUUAUACCAGAGUCGAUGGUCUGUAUUUAUUCCGUAGAUGCAAACGGUUACAUGACUGGAUGUAGAUCUGGGGACCAUUUACAAAAUUGUGAAAAAUUCCUCUGCCCUGAAAAUACAGUCAAAUGUCCAGACAGUUACUGCAUUGAACAGAGAUUACUCUGUGAUGGACAUAUUGAAUGUCCUGGAAGAGAAGAUGAACAAGAUUGUACCUGUAAGCAUUCGGAUAGAGAAGUUAUCUUAUUUGUAGAAGAUGGUGAUCCUGAGACCGCGGAAACAGCAGAACAUUUAGCUAAACAAUUUUUUACAAACGCCAAGGAUAGUAUUGUAAGAUUAUUUUAUUUUAAGAGUCUGAAUAUAUCAGUGGAGUUUGACAUUACAUAUAGGUUGUUGGAAAUACGAGAAGAACGUGUAAAUCAAUUAAGAAAAACUGAAUGCAAAUAUACAACAAUGGCAAGAGAUUUUCUUAAAAGGCUGCACUUUACCAAAUCAGAAAGAAGAGGUGUUAUUGUGAUUGAGAAUAGUAAUGCAUCAGCAGUUGUUUCCAGUUUAGCAUUGUCCAAUCUCUCACAGCCAGAGUUUUCAAUAUAUCGGGUGGUAAAAGAUUUCAGUUCUUCCCUUUAUAGGAAUAAUAAAUACAAAUUUGUAAAAGACAUUCAUAUCAGUAAAUGGAGGUCUCUGUAUUGGACUGGAUUCAGGAGAUUUCCAGAAAUAUGUACAGAGGCUUCAUACGUUCCUUGUGCUGGGAAGUUCAGGUGUUCCUCAAGUAAGCAAUGCAUACCAUUUGAACAAGUUUGUGACAAUGUUGUGCAUUGUAGAAACGGUGACGAUGAGAGACUUUGUAACUCUGUGUGUCCUCAGAAAUGUAGUUGUGUUGGUGAUGUUAUAAUAAAUUGUAGGGAGGCCAACAUAUCUUUGUCCGAUUUAUCAUCACUGACAAUACAUGUCAGAAGUGCUGAUCUAAGUAAAAACCCAUCAAUUAAAGAAAUACACGAAAACCAUUUAAAUUUUCAUAACAUGUUACGUUUAAAUAUUUCGUCGUGCGGCAUUGAUCAUAUUGACAACAAAACAUUUUUUAACUUAAAAGAAUUGUUGUUGUUAGAUCUUAGUCACAAUAGAAUACAGCAGUUACCAGUUGUGUUUAGCAAGCUCCGUUAUCUUAACAUUUCAUCGUGUGACAUUCGUAAUAUUGAUAAAAAUUCUUUCGUAAAUUUACAAUAUCUUUUUUCGUUGGAUCUUAGCGGCAACAAAAUACGACUAUUACCUGAUAUGGCGUUUAGCAUGCUCCUUUAUCUUACCCACUUGAAUCUAGAUAGGAACUUUGAAUUGACAGUGAUUUCACCGACAGCUUUUACAGGCUUAAAAGCAGUGAAAAACAUACAAAUAACAGGCACAAGCUUAAAAAGGAUAAGCUCCCUUACAUUUUCAGAUUUAAAUUUGGACAGUAUAGACAUUUCUAACAACAAAAUUGAGGAGAUUGAAAAAGAUGCCUUCAAUAAUUCCCAAGUACGUAAAAUCAAUUUUGAAGGAAAUAAUGUGAUAAAGUUUGGAAAAGAAAUGUUUAACGGCGUAACAUUCCUUCGAGAGCUUCAUACACCUGCAUUUAAAUUCUGUUGUAUCCGCCCUUGUUAUGUCCCUGAAAAAGAUUGCAGUCCUUUAAAAAAUGAGUUUUCUUCAUGUGAAGACCUGAUAAGAAACUCUGUACUUCAAGCAGUUCUUUGGAUAGUCGGAAUAGCUUCAUUAUGUGGAAAUCUAUCUUCAAUCAUAUACCGUCUUGUCUAUGAUCGCGAACGGCUAAAGAUAGGUUAUGGCAUAUUUGUCACUAACCUUGCAGUUGCAGAUUUUCUGAUGGGUUUGUACCUGAUAAUGAUAGCAGUUGCUGAUUCAUUCUAUAGAAACAGAUACACUUUUGUGGAUGAGUAUUGGAGAAACAGUAAUUGGUGUAUUACCGCAGGGAUUCUGUCUACAGUUUCGUCUGAAUCCAGCGUUUUCUUUCUUUGCUUCAUAACCUUAGACAGACUUUUAGUGAUCAAGUUUCCAUUUGGCACUGUGAGGUUAACACCUAAUAAGGCGUACAUCUGCUGCGGAAUAUGCUGGUUAAUUUCCAUAGCCAUGUCGAUCAUCCCAAUUCUGUACACAGGUCACUUUAAAAACCAAUUCUACUCUAAAACCGGAGUAUGCAUUGCAUUGCCUUUGACGCGAGAUAAACCUCCAGGAUGGAUGUAUUCCGUAUCAAUUUUCGUUGGUUUAAAUUUCUGCACCUUUAUUUUUGUUGCUGUAGGCCAAUUAGCAAUAUUCAAAGAACUUCGACGAGCGUCAGUUAUGAAGAAGACACAACAAUCCAGAAAACGUGAUUUGAAAGUUUCUAGGAAUCUUAUUCUCGUUGCAACAACUGAUUUUUUAUGUUGGUUUCCGAUAGGGGUGAUGGGAAUUUUGUCAUUAAUCGGAUUUGCGAUUCCAAGUGAUGUUUAUGCAUGGACAGCCAUUUUUGUGUUACCAAUUAACUCUGCCCUGAACCCGUUUCUGUAUACAGUGUCAGCAAUACUCGGAAAGAAGAGUUUUAAUCCAAGCAUUGAUGAGCAGAGUCGAACAAUGGUUCAGAAAGAAAUUGGCAGCGCCAUUUUAAGAUAUCAGAAAUUUAGCAGAUCUGUCCGCAUGAAACAAGAAGUUCUGCCAGUAGGAACAAUGCGUAGUAUCCAAGACAUACUCAAUGACGAUAGAUGUUUGUCAGUCAGUAUUGUUGCAGCAGUAUCCAAACAACUUGCCGAAUAUCUUUGUCUAUUAGAUGAGUCUUUCAUUGUCAUAGACGUGAUAUGUGAGACGAAUGUGUACAUAACAAAGGUUGGUAGUAAUGUUGUUGUUGUUGUUGAUAAUGCUGUUUGCACAGCCCUGGAGGUUGCCACUGCCUUCAAGGACAUUCAAGUGGUCAAGUCUGUCCUAGAGGAGUACAGAGUCAACAUAGAAACAUUUUAUCAUGAGAUAUAUGAAGCUGUAACCUUGGCAGAGAGAGUAGGCAUCUACCCUUCAGUCCUCCGGCGCUGUGACCGUCAAACACAAAGAGGAAAUAUCCCUAGAUCAAGUGUGGGGGAAUUAUUUAGACGAACAAUAAUUGUGCCAUUCUUUGACUAUCUGAAAGGGAGAUUGCAGACUCGACAAAUAUUGAUACAUGUUCUUGAAGGUGGAUUGUUGAUUGGCUGCGCUUUGGUGUUUGUUGUUGUUAUAUUUUUUGCUCCACCAAAGAAGAAGAAGAGAGAGAGAAGAAGGAGAGACAGAAUUGUGUUGGUCGGACAGUGGAUACAGAGAAUGCCUGAACACGGACUGUAUGGCAAGCUGAUGGUAGGGCUGAGGAAUAAGGAUCCACGAGCCUUCCAGCACUUUAUGAAGAUGCCACCAGCCAAGUUUGAUAAAGUUGUACAGAGGCUCAGCCCCAGAUUGACACCAAUUACCUAG